Westerdykella ornata is the source of this 458-nucleotide messenger RNA. RefSeq lists its product as uncharacterized. Bases 6 to 251 code for a protein of 81 amino acids. The record is from RefSeq and is a predicted model, not a curated record. NCBI's taxonomy places the organism in Eukaryota, Fungi, Ascomycota, Dothideomycetes, Pleosporales, Sporormiaceae. The transcript has a single exon.
CGCACAUGAGGUAUAAUGAUAUCAAGAUUCCCGGCGGCCCUUCUUAUAUGCAGGCUCAUACCUUUUCGACAGGCUCCACUUCUGCGAAUACGAAUGCCAUUUCGUGGUCCCAGAGAUUAAGUCGACGACCAAAUCCCUGUUCAGGACCUCUGGGAAUUAUCCCCGCUCAACAAGCAUCAGUUUAUUAUACUCCCACAUCCACAUUUCUGGGACAGAUAGACCAUCUUGGGGUAAUAACUCCUACGGGAUAGUGCUGACAAAGCAGUAAGCAAAACAUUCAAAUAUCUACAUAGAUAGUAAGGACCGCCCUUGUUUUUCUAACUACGCCCUUAACCUUUGUCAAAUUCAGGGAGCUCCAUGCGCCUAUAGACAGUGCCUUCUCUCUCAAGUUUCUGUUUAUUCGAUCUUUUCAUUCAUGAAAAGCAUUUACUUCUGUCGAAUUCUCAUCACUUGUCGAC